Parasteatoda tepidariorum (common house spider) is the source of this 7556-nucleotide messenger RNA. NCBI's taxonomy places the organism in Eukaryota, Metazoa, Arthropoda, Arachnida, Araneae, Theridiidae. The record is from RefSeq and is a predicted model, not a curated record.
AUGGGUCUUCAAGACAUGGUAAUUUAUUUUCUUAAUAGAGGAGCAGAUGUUAACUCUGAAGCUGACAAUUUGCUCACGCCUUUGCAUCUAGCUUCCUACGCUGGUCAUACAGAAACUGUUCAAACAUUGAUUUCAAAAGGAGCGAACGUAAAUGCUAAGGAUUCAUUUGGCUGCCCACUUCAUUACGCUGCUAUAAAUGGGCACUCAUGUAUUGUUGAAGUUUUAUUGAUACAUGGUGCAGAUAUAAACGCUUUAGGCGAUCGACAAUGUUUGCCUUUGCAUUUAGCCAUUAAGAAAGGGCAUAUCAAUGUAUUAAAAACGCUAAUAAAAUACGGUUUAAGCAUUAAAGAUGUUGCAAAGAAUGAUGCUUCUUUAUUUGAGUAUGCCAUACCACAUAAGAAUUUAGAACUGAUUAAUAUUUUAAUUGAUAACAAAGCGCCCAUUAAUGCAAGGAAUAAUAAUGGUAACACUCCUCUUCAUCUAAGCGUACGAGAUGGUUCUACAGAUAUCGUAAGUCGGCUAAUCGAAUGUGGAGCUGAUAUUAAUGCUUCAAAUAAAAAUGGUUUAACACCUUUGAGUCUUGCCAUAAGACUAGGUUAUUUUGAGAUAGCUGAUAAACUAUUAUCGGCAUCGGCUGAUAUUCAUUCCGUUAAUAAUGAAGGGCAAACUUUACUGCAUAUCUGUGCUUUAAAUUCUGCAGAUUUGGUCUUACUGGAUGAAGGUUGCGAAUUAAAUGGUGUAGAAAGUAAUCAUAAUUUUAUUCAAUCAAGCAGGCUUGACAUUUUUAAAAAACUUUUAGUAAAAGGAUCAGAUUUUGAGGCUAGAGAUAUUUUUGGUAGAACAUCUUUACACGAAGCUUGCAAUUCAGGUUACAUUGAAAUCGUGCAAUAUUUAAUCGAUUUAAUGACCGACAUUGAUAUCCAAGACAAACAAGGAUUUACACCCUUACAUUACGCUGUUAGCAGUAAUCAUCUCGAAAUAGUUAAUAUACUGAUAGCGAGUGGGAAAUGUUCUUUAAAAUCUAAGACAUUAAAAAAUGAUACUGUGUUAUGCUUGUCGUCAAAAAAGAAUUAUGCUGAAUUAACACGAUUUUUAAUCAGUAAAGGAGCGGACGUAAAUGAUGGUGACCCACUCUAUAAAUCUCUAGUGCAAGGUAACCAGGAUAUAUGCAUAAUUCUUCUCCAAAAAAAGUCAACUGAUAUCGAGAAACAGUUUCGAGGUAAAAGUGAAACUUUACUUCAUCUCGCUACCCUCAAAGGCAUGGAACGAUUGGUGUCUUACGUUUUAGACAAAAAGAAGAAACUUUCUAAUUUAACUGACAUUAACGAUUCUUUGUCUUUGGCAAUUCACAGCGGUUUUGAUGAUAUUGUAUCAGUCUUAUUAACGCAUGGAGCGGAUGUGAACAUAGUCUUUGAAGAUCAUACUACACCUUUGCACAUAGCAACUGCACGAGGUCAUUCCAAAAUCAUAAAAAUAUUGUUAGACAGCGGAGCAGAUUUCAAUAAAGUGACUACAAAAUAUCCUAGACCCAUUGCAUGGGCUGUAUGGCAAGGUCAUUUGGACUCAGUAAAAAUAUUUUUCGAGAAUACAAAUGUAAACGUAAAUGAAAAAUUAGACGGCAAAUUCACUUUUUUACAUAUAGCUGCCAAAUAUGGUCACCUAGACAUCAUAAAAUUUCUUAUAAGCAAAAAUGCCAUUGUGAAUAUAGCUGAUAGUGAAGGCUCAAAACCCGUACACUUCGCAGUUCAAAGCGGAAAUUUGAUUGUUGUUAAAUACUUUAUUCAAAUCAAUGAAAAAAUUUUAACAGAACGUGGCUUUCAAAAUAGGACAUCACUUCACUAUGCAGUUGAAACAGGCCAAGCAGAAAUGGUUAAAUUUUUAAUAGAAAACGGACUAAAUGUCAAUGAAUCUAGUGAUUAUGGAAGAAGACCAAUUCAUUUAGCCGCAAAAUUUGGUUUUGAUGAUGUACUCAAAGUACUUCUUGACAACGGUGCGCAAUACGACUGCGUUGAUGACAUUUUUCAUAAUACACCAUUGCUUCUAACUGUUAAUGAAGGUAUUAAGAAAAUGUUACAAAUGAUUAAGGAGCUCUUUCUCGCCGUAAAAUGCAACAAUAUUUCAAAUUUAAAAUCACUUAUUGAAAAAGGAGCUUGCAUCAAUGCAAAGGAUUUAAAAGAUGCGACACUUUUGCACUACGCGGCCUGGAAAGGUUAUGCUAACAUUAUUCAAAUUUUAUUAGAAAAUGGUGGAGAACCAAAUGCUCGAGGGAAAAACGACGCCACACCACUUCAUUAUGCGUCAAAGUAUGGCAAACUUGAAGCAGCUAAAACUCUACUAGAAAACGGUGCUAUAUACAAUGUAAUGACAGCAGACAGGAAAACUCCUCUUGGUCUAGCCUCAAGCAAUGACGUUGUUGAUCUAUUAAAAUUGAUAGAUCACGCUUUUAAAUGUGUUCUGAAUUGCAAUAUUCAGAUUUUAAGUAAGCUAGAAAAUUUCAAAAACUCUUAUUCAUUAAAAUCCGUAGCGGGUGCAAAAAACAGGGAAGGGAAAACUCUAAUAACUUGUGCUAUGCUCAAUGAUUUUCCCAAAUUAGGCGAUCUAAAGAAUAUAUUUUUCAAAAACUGUCAAACAUCAAUAGAUGAAUGUAUCAAGUUAAUCCUUAAGGAAAACUAUGAUGAAGCUUUGAGAAAUUUAAAUGAUUUUCAGAAGAAAACAGCUCAAAAUAUUGGUUUAGAUAAUCCAAUUUCAUUGGAAUCUGAUGAAAUAUCAGCAUUUAUAAUGUAUAAGCAACAAAAGUAUAAACAAGCACUUGAUAUUUUUGAGAAAAUAUUCGAAAAAAAGAAAGAGAUUUUUGGCCUCAGCGACGGUCGUACCUUGAAUACACAAUUUACUAUUGCAACAAUCUUCCACAAAUUAGGUAGAUUUUCAGAAUCAUUAAAGAUUUGUGAAGAAGUUUACACGCAACAAAACAAAAUUUUUGGGUUAGAUCACGUUCCUACUUUGAUUACAUUAUGCCAUAUGACGGAAGUAUUAUGUGCACUAGAGCGGCCAGAAGAUGCACUGAAAAAAAACAAUAUUGCACUUAAAAAGUUUAUUCAAAUGUUUGGGCCAUUCACUGAUCUGACAGUAUUAGCUCAAAAUUGUCUUGGCCAUAUUUUAACUGACCUGGGAAGAUACGACGAAGCGCUGACAUGCUAUGAAUGUGUUUAUGAGUACAAUAACAAAGUAUUAAAUUCAUCUCAUUCGGAAACUCUGUUGGCCCUUUUUAAAACGAAGCGCGUAUUAUGCCUUCGAAAUUUAACUGAUAAAUCUCUUAAAGAAUUACGAGAUGUUUUGGAAAUUCAGAAAAAAAUUUUGGGUUCAGAGCACAUAUAUACUGUAUAUGCGGAAAUGACAGUUGGAGAAUUGCUGUUCAAGAGCGGUAAAUACGAAGAGGGUAUCAAAAUUUAUAAAGACAGUGUUGAGAAACAAAAAGCUAUUUUGGGAGAUGAUCAUUCAGCAGCAUUCAAAUUGGACCUGCGGGGAGAAAAAAUGAAAAAUUUCAUGGAUUUAGAGAAUUCGUCGGAUUCGGGAGGCUUACACGAAACUAAGCAAUUUCCUGCAUCACACGAGAUGCUUUUUAAUGAACUGUUCAACUUCGUAACUAUUGAUUCCGAAGAGAGAACCAUUCUUCAUUUUGCUGCGAGUGAAGGUCAUUUGCAUUUAGUAAAGGAUGCAUUAAAGAAAGGAUGUAAUCUUAUGCAGACAACCCAAAAAGGAAAUACAGCUUUGCACAUUGCGUCAUCCAAAGGUCACGCUGAAAUUGCCGAAAAACUUCUAAUGCAUGCAAAAGAAAAUAGCUUCGAUGAAUUGAAUACAUUUGUAAAUGCAAGAACAAGGAAUGGUGGUAAUUCUGCAUUGCACGCCGCGGCAAGCAUUGAAAUUGUCAAGAUUUGCCUAAAGUACGGUGCCAUCUAUAACAUACGAAAUAAGGAUGGAAAAACGCCGAAAGAUUACACUACAGUAAAAGAAAUUUCUGAUUUUUUACAACAUGUCGAAGAACUUUUCAUUGGUGCUUCGAUUGGAGACAGCAAGUUAAUAUCCAAAUUAAAGAAUCUGCAAUCCGAAGAAAAAUUAGCAGUUUCAAAUGCGAGAAAUGAACAGAACCAUACAUUAUUCCAAGUUGCUGUGAAUAAAGGACACGAAAAUAUUAUUGAAUGGAUUAAGCUUAAUGUUUAAGACUGAAAUAAGAGGAACAUAAGAAAUUGUUUUGAAAACUACUCAGGAAAUUGAGUUACAUAAGAUUUUAGUCUUGGUUUUAUUUUUUGGUUCGUUAACCAUGUAUUAUAGAAAAAAAUGGAUCAUUCUUAUAAUUUUAGAGCUAUUGACCUGAUUUUCAUCCUUUAAAGUGACAGGACUUAAAUUAUGUAUCACAAUAACAUCCUUAUUUUAACUAAAAAACAUAAUUUUUAGGAAAUAAGGUACCUUUUUCAAAAUAAUUCGAAUACAGAAAUACUAAUUCCAUAAGCAAAAAACUUUAUUGUUAUUUAACAACUAUGUUUUUUUGCAUCGUAUGUUGUAUCUUAUGUUAAUCUAUGUUGCUUGUUGUACUACUGUGUGUAUGUUUUGUGGGCAGUUAAAGUAUCGGAGGAAACAACUAUAUGACAAAAAUAUUUUAUUAAAAUGCUAUUUAGUUUUAUUUCUCCUGUGAAUUUUGUAAAAAUAUAAGAGUACAAAAUUGUAAAUGCAUUAUAUGAUUAUAACACAGAGGAAGAAGUUUUUUGUUGCAUUUAUACAAAAAUCUAAUCUUGUCUAAUUUGGUUGUGAGGAUUUCAAAGAAGAAAUCAGUUUUUUUUCAUUAAGCUACAGAUUUUUAUAAAUGUCAUUUUUAGUUUAUUUUUGGUCAAAACGUAAGUUUAAAAUCGUUAUUUAUUACGUGGGGGUUGCGUUAUUCGAUAAUUUUCAGAAUGAGUCACGGAACAUAGUAAGUACUAAAAUAGCUUAAUCCCUGCCCAAAAUCUCAUUGUGACGCUUCCCUCGGGGAGCUUCCAUUGUAUAACCAGUUAAGAAGCAUACAAAGAAACAGUACAUAAUAGGGAAGCACCCCUAGCGGCGAAUAGCUACAUUCUCAGCCAUAGUUUCUUAUGCGAUUUUAAUCCUGAUGAUAUGCCCUCACUCACCAAGAAGUUAGUUAGCAUUAGCGUAUCUUCUUAUUACAUGAAACAUUUUUAAUUUGUAUAUUUCGGCGAAAAUUGAAUUAAAAAUGUUAUUUAAAAAAAUAUAGCUUGGAUUGAAAAACAAAGAUCAGUUCUAAAAUCAGCGAAGCGCAAAUAUCCCUAAUUUGUUAAAAGAUAUCAUGCAACAGGAAACAAAAAAAAAUUAUUCUUCUGUCUAAUUUGUGACAAAAUAAUUUUGUUAAGAUAUAAAAAUGAAAAAAUAUCUUUCUUAUGAACGAUAAGUAUUUUAUUAAGGUUAAUGUUUAUAUGAACGUAUAAAUGUUUGUUUGAGAAUUCUUUCUUGAAUUACAAUGAUUAGACGUUCACUAAAUGAAAUGAUACAAAAUAAUUUUAAUUUAUACAUUUUUUUUAAAUUUACAUAUUUUUUUUAAAUUUAUAUAUUUAUGAAAUUAUGAACGGAUGUAUCGUGGGUAUAGUACUGAAAACUGUCAGCAAAAAACAUCGUGUGCAAAAUUCUGAAUGUUAAUUUAUAAUUAACUAUUAAGCUAUCAAAUUUUAAUUUUCGAAAGAGAAGAAAUAACAGAGGAACAUUGUUUGUUCCGUUAUUUCGUUUAUGGUUACUGAAAAUUAGUAUAAUCAUUGUACUAGUUUAGAAGCAAAAGGAAAAUAUAGAUAAAAUUAGGAAUUUGGGUGAGGGGGUACCUGUAAAGUAUUUUAUUACAGGUCUUCAUUGUUCAGUCUUUUGCUUUUAUCAUACAGUACCACAAAAAGACUUUUUAAUACCAGUUCAGAUGGCACAAGAAAAAGAGGCAGGCUGAAUUUUAGAUGGAUAGAUUGCCUAGAGACAUACCUCUUGGUCUUAAAAACUAAAAAGUGUAAAGCGCAAGUAGGAAAAAGGUUAGACAGAAAAAAAAAACUUUAUGAGAAGGUCAAGGCCCCCACUGGGCUGUCGAGCCAUUGAUGAUGAUAAAAACGUAACCGAAUAUUUCCUUUCCCUUUUCUAAUUUUAGGCUCAACAAUUUAUAAUACAUUUGUAAUUUUUUUAAAGUAUUGUAAAACAUAAUGCUUGAGAUUUCCAACUAAAUUUUAGAAGUUUAUUAAGAUAAAUUUUAUUCUCAUAAAUUUUAAAAAUCUCGUGAGAGACCUUUAAAAUUUGAGGCUGAAGCUCUAUAUCAGGGAAGGAAUUUUUCAAAUACCAUUUGAGUGGUCGGUAAAAAGUGCAUACUGCUAUAAUGGUGGAGAGUGUUUUUUAUCAUCAUUAUUAAACCGUAUAGGGUGAAAUCAUUAAUUAAACGGUUUUUCUCACGGUAAACAGUUUGAUUAUCAUAUUAUUUAUGGUUAUUCAACUGUUUUUGUCUAAAUAUGGUAAAAUAACAAUGAAAUAAAUUAUUAUUUAACCAAAAAAAUUUUUCUGAGAAAUUUCUAUCAGUGUAUAAAAUGAUUCAGCAUAUUUAUCUAGCUGUGAGUCCUACCUAUGAGUGAUUUAUAAAAAUAAACUGUUUAAUUAAAUAGAAGUUUUCUAAAUAACCAUUUUUCCCGAGAAAUUUCUAUUAGUGUAUAAAAUGAUUCAGCAUAUUUAUCUAGCUGUGAAUCCUACCUAUGUGUGAUUUAUAAAAACAAACUGUUUAAUUAAAUAGAAGCUUUCUAAAUGACCAUUUUUCCCGAGAAAUUUCUGUUAGUGUAUAAAAUGAUUCAGCAUAUUUAUCUAACUGUGAAUCCUACCUAUGCGUGAUUUAUAAAAAUAAACUGCUUAAUUGAAAGAUUGUUUUCUAACCAAUAAUUUUUUCCAAGAAAUUUCUAUCAGUGUAUAAAAUGAUUCAGCAUAUUUAUCUAACUGUGAGUCCUACCUAUGUGUGAUUUAUAAAAAUAAACUGUUUAAUUAAAUAGAUGUUUUCCAAACAACCAUUUUUUCCGAGAAAUUUCUAUCAGUGUAUAAAAUAAUUCAGCAUAUUUAUCUAGCUGUGAGUCCUACCUAUGCGUGAUCUAUUAAAACAAACUGUUUAAUAAAUAGAUGUUUUCUAAACAACCAUUUUCCCGAGAAAUUUCUAUCAGUGUAUAAAAGGAUUCAGCAUAUUUAUCUAGCUGUGAGUCCUACCUAUGUGUGAUUUAUAAAACCAAACUGUUUAAUUAAAUAGAUGUUUUCUAAACAACCAUUUUUUCCGAGAAAUUUCUAUCAGUGUAUAAAAUGAUUCAGCAUAUUUAUCUAGCUGUGAGUCCUACAUAUGCGUGAUCUAUUAAAACAAACUGUUUAAUAAAUAGAUGUUUUCUAAACAACCAUUUUCCCGAGAAAUUUCUAUUAGUGUAUAAAAUGAUUCAGCAUAUUUAUCUAACUGUGAGUCCUACCUAUGUGUGAUCUAUUAAAGCAAACUGUUUAAUAAAUAGAUGUUUUCUAAACAACCA